CACAAAGUUGAUGAUUAAUGUAGUGAAGUGAAUUUGUUUGAAAUCAGCCAAGAGAAGAACAACUGGACUUUCCGACCUAUUGAUUACUUUGACUUACUGCUGACUGGACUUUAUGCAUUACAAGGACUAACAAAUCAAAAGAGACAACAAACACUUGUCUCUGUCGUUCUUCACAGUCUUUGAGGACCAACAACCAAAGAGAUGGAAACAGAUUGUCUUCAGUCUGAGUUGACCUCAGUAGAAGUUGCAGAACCUCAGGAAAUUCAAACAUACCACAGAUGUAAUAUUGUGGCGUUCCUGAAGAGAAACACUUUUGUUAUUCUCACAGUUACAGCUGUUCUCUCAGGAAUUGGUCUGGGCUUUGCUCUACGACCCAUUCACAUGUCAGACAGGGAUGUCAGAUACUUAAUGUUUCCUGGAGAGCUGCUGCUGAGAAUCCUGCAGAUGCUGAUUCUUCCUCUCAUCAUUUCAAGUCUGAUUUCAGGCACAUCGUCUGUGGACAGGAAAGCUUAUGGGAGAAUUGGACUGAGGGCGGUUUGCUACUACCUGCUCACCACACUUAUUGCUGCAUUCACUGGCAUCGUUUUAGCCGUCAUCAUCCAGCCAGGGAACUGGUCCAGGAACACCUCGGCCUCCUCUGGUGGUAGAACGGAGGCUGUGCAGAGCGUGGACGCUGUUCUGGAUCUUAUCAGAAACAUGAUCCCCUCCAAUCUGGUUGAAGCUUGUUUCAGAAAGUUUAAAACAGUUUAUUCCAGGAGUGUUUCUACAGGAUUUAAUAUCACUGAGGCCGGUGAAGACAACAACACUGUACCAGUGCCGGGCUCGUCAGAUGGUAUGAAUAUGUUGGGGCUGUUGGUCUUCUCCGUGGCCUUCGGCCUCAUUCUGGGCAGCAUGGGGUCUCAGGGAAAACCUCUGAGGGAUUUCUUUGACUGCCUCAAUCAAGCUAUUAUGCAUCUGGUCAACAUAUUCAUCUGGUACUCCCCUGUGGGAAUCUUCUUCCUGAUGGCAGCGCAGGUGGUGAAGAUGACAGAUAUGGGAGAGAUGGGCCAGGAAGUAGGGAUGUUUACUCUCACUGUGAUUGCUGGCCUGCUGAUUCACAGUUUCCUCACUCUGCCCCUCAUCUACUUUUCUGUCACACGGAAGAAUCCCUUCAGAUUCAUGAGUGGUGUUCUGCAGGCUCUCGCUACUGCCUUUGGGACGUCAUCAAGCUCUGCAACUUUACCUGUAACUCUUCACUGCAUGGAGGUCAAUCACAGCAUGGACACACGGGUGACCCGCUUCAUGCUGCCUACUGGUGCCACUAUGAACAUGGAUGGUGCAGCCCUCUAUGAAGCAGUGGCAGCUUUAUUCAUAGCCCAGCUACAUAAUAUUAAUUUUGACUUCGGUCAAAUCAUCGUCCUCAGUUUGAUUGUUACAGCUGCAAGCACUGGUGCAGCAGGCAUCCCACAGGCUGGACUGGUAACCAUGAUGAUAGUGUUGUCAUCCGCUGGACUGCCCACUGAAAAUAUCUCACUGCUUAUCAUGGUUGAUUGGAUUCUUGAUCAUUUGAGGACAACCACCAACGUACUGGGAGACUGUAUUGGUGUCGGUGUGGUUCAGCAUCUGUCCAGACGUGAGCUGCAGAGCUCCGGGCCUGCAGGAGAAAGUUUGAUGGAAGAAAACCUCCAACUAUGAGUUUCAUGAUACUUGACAGAAUCAUUUUCUAUAAGCUUAUGAUUCGUUAUAGCAGAAUUACUAAUCAAACCAAACUUUCUGAGAUAAAUAUAUUUGACAUGCUUUGGCUUCACUUUUGAGCAGCUUGCAGUCUGUCGGCCAUGAUUAUCUACAAUCUGUGAUGUAUCCUAGCAUAACUCUGUUACUGUAUAUAUUUUGUUCUAUAUUGUUGUUUUUAUAUUGUUGUUUUAUGUUGAGUGCACCAACGAACGACACCAAAGCAAUUUCCUGUAUGUGCAAACAUACUUGGCAAAUAAAAGAAUUCUGAUUCUGA
This is a messenger RNA of Pleuronectes platessa (European plaice), 1987 nucleotides long. RefSeq names its product excitatory amino acid transporter 1. The transcript is spliced from 11 exons. The record is from RefSeq and is a predicted model, not a curated record. Gene Ontology annotation, biological process: L-glutamate transmembrane transport. NCBI's taxonomy places the organism in Eukaryota, Metazoa, Chordata, Actinopteri, Pleuronectiformes, Pleuronectidae. Gene Ontology annotation, cellular component: plasma membrane. The coding region runs from base 202 to 1674 and encodes 490 amino acids. Gene Ontology annotation, molecular function: L-glutamate transmembrane transporter activity; glutamate:sodium symporter activity; neutral L-amino acid transmembrane transporter activity.